Meloidogyne enterolobii is the source of this 601-nucleotide messenger RNA. NCBI's taxonomy places the organism in Eukaryota, Metazoa, Nematoda, Chromadorea, Rhabditida, Meloidogynidae. The record is from the annotation of a GenBank genome assembly.
AAUGUGUAAAGAAAAUAUUGGGCCAAAUGAUUUGACUUCAACAUUUUGUGGAACUCCAAAUUAUAUUGCGCCGGAAAUUCUUCGAGGGGAAGACUAUGGAUAUAGCGUUGAUUUUUGGGCUCUGGGUGUUUUAAUGUUCGAAAUGAUGGUUGGGCGUUCGCCUUUUCAAGCACCUAUAGAAGAAUAUCAGGAAUAUUCUGAGGAUUUUCUGUUUCAAGUUAUUUUGGAAAGACAAAUCCGUAUUCCUCGAAAUUUGAGUGUCCGUGCUGCAAAUGUAUUAAAGGGUUUCUUGAACAAGGAUCAAAACGAAAGAUUGGGAUGUAAGCCUGAUUUGGAGGAAGGACUUAAUGACAUAAAAACGAAUGCUUUCUUCAGAUACAGCAUUGAUUGGGAAUUGCUUGUUGAACGCCGAAUCACCCCUCCAUAUAAUCCAAAUAUUAAUGGUGACAGGGAUUUGCAACGAUUUGACACUAGUUUUACAAAUGAGGAUCCGGCGCUUACUCCUGAUGAACCAGAAGUCAUUGCUCGUAUUGACCAAUCCGAAUUUGAUGGAUUUGAGUAUGUAAACCCGUUAAUUUUUAACAAGGAAGAUUCUGUUUAA